Camarhynchus parvulus is the source of this 1714-nucleotide messenger RNA. RefSeq names its product histone PARylation factor 1. The transcript is spliced from 8 exons. The record is from RefSeq and is a predicted model, not a curated record. NCBI's taxonomy places the organism in Eukaryota, Metazoa, Chordata, Aves, Passeriformes, Thraupidae. Gene Ontology annotation, cellular component: nucleus. Gene Ontology annotation, molecular function: histone binding; poly-ADP-D-ribose binding. Bases 12 to 1058 code for a protein of 348 amino acids. Gene Ontology annotation, biological process: regulation of protein ADP-ribosylation; DNA damage response.
GGCGGGAGCGCAUGGCAGGUGGCGGGAAGCGGAGGCCGCGCGGCGCGGCGGGACCGGCCGGAGAGCAGAGUGAGAAAAAUGGAGCUGUCAAGAAGAGAAGAUCGCACCAGGCAGAUAUUCCUGAUAGUCUUUGCCAAGAAGCAGAAACAUGCUAUCGGCUUAGGCUGCCUGAGGACUUCUACCAGUUUUGGAAGUUUUGUGAGGAGCUAGAUCCUGAGAAACCAAGUGAUGCACUUGUGUCAAGUGUUGGACUUAAGCUGGUUGGACCAUAUGAUAUUCUUGCUGGAAAACACAAAAAAGCAAAAUCAACAGAUGUGAACUUCAGUCUUCAUUGGAGAUUCUUCUAUGAUCCCCCAGAAUUUCAGACUAUACUUGUUGGGGAUAGCAGAACACAGUACCACAUGGGAUAUUUCAGGGAUGUGCCAGAUGAGCUGCCAGUGUGGGUUGGUGCAAAUGAAGCGAAGAAGGGUUGUGUGAUUUCACAAGUUGGUGAUAAUGUCUUUGCUGCAGUCAAAUUAUUUUUGUCAAAAAAACUUAAGGAAGUGGCUGAUAAAAAGAAAAAUGCUGUUUUGAAAGACAUAGAUGAAAAGCUAACAAGAACAGCAAAAGAACUGGGUUAUUCUCUGGAACAAAAAACCCUGAAGAUGAAACAGAGAGAUAAGAAAGUGGUGACCAAAGCAUUUCAUGGAGCAGGCCUAGUUGUUCCUGUAGACAAAAAUGAUGUUGGAUACAGAGAACUUCCUGAAACAAAUGCUACUCUUAAAAAAAUUUGCAAGGCCAUUGUUGAUGCUCCGACUGAUGAGGAGAGAGUGAAGGCCUUUGCACCCAUUCAGGAAAUGCUGACCUUUGUUCAGUUUGCUAAUGAUGAAUGUGAUUAUGGAAUGGGGUAUGAGCUGGGCAUGGACCUGUUUUGCUAUGGAUCACAUUACUUCCACAAGACGGUGGGCCAGCUGCUGCCUCUGGCUUACACCCUUCUGAAGAGGAACCUCUUUGCCGAAAUCAUCGAGCAGCACCUGGGCAGCCGGCGGGAGGAGGACGUGGAUCAGCUGGAGCCCUGAGCCGGGCGCGGGGGCUGCAGCUGGGGGCGGCCCUGCGCGCCCGGGGCCGGCCUUGUCCGUGUGUCUCUGGGGCUUUUUGUACUCGGUGGCGGUGUUACCUCGCUCAGUAAAGGUUUUCUAAUGAACGCGCUGCUUCCCGCUGCUGGCUGCACGGCGGGUCCGGGACGGGGGAGCGGGGCUGAGGAGCUGCCCACGGGCGGGGCUGUGGGACCGAGACGCCCGCCUGGCCCUGCCCUGCAGGCCCCGGGAGCCAGGCCCGGGCCGGGGCUGCUGCUCCAGGGCAGCUGAGGGUGGGCGGGCCCCUGCCCAGCACGGCUUGGAGCACCGCGCUGGUGACUCAGGGCACGGCGGGGCCGCUGGGGCUCGGUCACCACCCCCUGUGCCAUAUGCGAACCGAUCCCCACGACCCUGCUCCAGGGGAUGGUUCUGGCCUUCUCCUUUCUCCAGUUGUGUUCUACCCCUCGGGUAAAGCAUUCCUUACUGCAGCAUACUCUUCUGUGGCAAAGCACUAUCCCUGCUCCUGCGUUGCUGGAGCUGGUUCAAGUGGGAGGAAACUGAUGGGAUGAAGGAAAUGCUGACAUUACAAGAGAAAUUAGGAAUGCUACUGCAGUUGCUCCCUUGCUAAUAAGAAGCCAUGUCCAGUUUUAAAUAUUUCA